Molecule: messenger RNA, 2132 nt
Organism: Penaeus chinensis
Lineage: Eukaryota; Metazoa; Arthropoda; Malacostraca; Decapoda; Penaeidae
Gene: GABA-B-R2
Product: gamma-aminobutyric acid type B receptor subunit 2-like
Exons: 13
Coding region: 21-2132 (703 amino acids)
Biological process (GO): gamma-aminobutyric acid signaling pathway; G protein-coupled receptor signaling pathway
Cellular component (GO): membrane; G protein-coupled receptor heterodimeric complex
Molecular function (GO): G protein-coupled GABA receptor activity
Source: RefSeq, a predicted model, not a curated record
AACCUAAGUCGUUCUUUGACAUGAUGUUCGAGAAGCCAAGGAAGGUGAUGCUGUUCGGCGCCGCCUGCACGCACGUCACGGAUCCCAUCGCCAAGGCCGCGAAGCACUGGCACAUCACGCAGCUGUCGUACGCGGACACCCACCCCAUGUUCUCGGCAGUCAAGUACCCCAACUUCUUCCGGAUGGUUCCCUCAGACAAGGAGUUCAACCACCCGCGCGUUCACCUGCUGCAGCGGUUCAACUGGACGCGCGUCGGCACCCUCUUCCAGAACGAACCGAGGCACGCGCUGGCCCACAACCACUUCGUGUCAAUGCUCGAACUAAAUCAAUACGAAAUCGCCGAGACUCAGAGUUUUGCGGACGAGCUGAAGGAUCAACUGAAGAAGCUUGAGGAGAAGGACGUCCGGAUUAUACUGGGAUACUUCGACGAGAAAUGGGCAAGAAGGAUAUUCUGCGAGGCUUACAGGAAGGGGAUGUAUGGCAAGAACUACCAGUGGAUUAUUACAGGCAUGUACCGCGAGAAGUGGUGGGACCUCCGCGGCAACGGCGACGGCGACGAGGACGACAGCCUGGACUUCGAGGACGAGCCGCCGGAGUCCGGGGGGAGCGGCUGUUCCGUCGAGGACAUCAUGACCGCCCUCGAAGGCUGCAUCAUGACCGACCUCCUGCCGCUCGCCACCUCGCGCACCAAGACGGUGUCCGGGAAGAACAUCACGCAGUACGAGGCGUCCUACAACAGGCUGCGUCGGAACGAGUACUCACGCUUCCAUGGCUACACUUACGACGGCGUGUGGGCCAUGGCGCUGGCCAUCCAGGCGGUGGGCCAUAAACUGCACAAGGAAAAUCGCUACAGAAAUACGAGUAUCACAGUGAAAGACUUCAGGUAUUGGGACCAGAUGUGGGAGGACCUGUUCACCAAAGCGCUGUCCGAGGUCAAGUUCGACGGCGUCACGGGUUCUGUUCAGUUCACCAAGGACAACACGAGAAAAGGUUACAUCCUCUUGAAGCAAUUCCAAGGCGGCCGCGAGGUCAAGAUCGGCGAAUACGACGGCCUGGACAACGUGCUGCAGCUGGACAAGGGCCACCCGAUCUACUGGCCCGGCGGCAACCCGCCCCUGGACCGCACCAUCAAGCUCAUUGAGAAGACCAGCGUCAACAUCAGCAUCUACGCCGUGCUCGUCACCAUGGCCUCCUGCGGUAUUGUCAUGGCCUCGGUCUUCUUGGCCAUCAACAUCAAGUAUAGAAAUCAGAGGUACAUCAAAAUGUCAUCGCCAUACCUCAACAACAUGAUCAUCGUCGGCUGCAUCCUCACCUACACGUCCGUCAUCCUUCUGGGGCUGGACUCCGAGCUCACGAGCGAGACCAGCUUCCCCUACAUCUGCACGGCGAGGGCGUGGGUGCUCAUGGCCGGCUUCACGCUGGCUUUCGGCUCCAUGUUCUCCAAGACGUGGCGGGUGCACUCCAUCUUCGCCGACAUCCAGCUGAAUAAAAAAGUGAUAAAAGAUUACCAGCUGUUUAUGGUGGUGCUGGUGUUGCUGUGUGUCGACGUUGCCAUCAUGACCACGUGGCAGAUCGUAGACCCGUUUUACAGGGAGACCAAACAUCUUACACCUUAUGUGCGAGGAGACAUACUAGUUAUACCAGAGAACGAAUACUGCAAGAGUUCAAAAAUAUCAGUUUUUAUAGGUUGCAUUUAUGCCUAUAAGGGUCUUCUCAUGGUAUUUGGAUGUUUCCUUGCAUGGGAAACUCGUCUAGUUAGUAUUCCGGCACUGAACGAUUCGAAGUACAUUGGUAUGAGUGUAUACAAUGUAGUGAUCAUGUGCAUUAUUGGUGCACCGAUAUCGUACAUCUUAAGUGACGAACAAGACGCUUCUUACCUCAUCAUUUCCGCGUUCAUUAUCUUCUGCACAACGGGAACCCUCUGCCUCGUCUUCGUGCCUAAAAUCAUCGAGUUGAGACGAAACCCACAAGGCACCAUCGAGAAGCGCAUGGUUCGGGCGACGCUGAAGCCACCCAAGAGAACCGACAGUGACUCCGACGUGUCCGACAUGCAGGAGCAGAUCAAAAAGGCGGAGAACGAUAGACAGAUAUUCAUAAGAAGGCUGCACGAGCGGGAACAAAUGCGGCGAUGA